AUGGCGGUGAUGUCUACGUUGACGGGGAUUUUACCCCUGAGGGCGUUGCACAGGCAGUUAGCAGCGGUGUUGCCUGGGAGGCUGGACAUCUGCGAGCAGCACUGUUGUGACAACAAGGUGUUGCCCAGACCCACGCUAAGGCACAGGUUGAUGUUGGAGAAGACUAUUGGGCACUUGGGAGGCGGCGUCGGCGCCGGCGGCGGGGUUAUAAUAGGCGGAGACGGUGGCGACGAUGGUGGUAGACUGGGUGGUGGGACUGUGGGUGGAGGUGUUGGUGUCACGACAGGUGCUGGUGGUGGCACGGAUGGAGGUGGCGACGAUGGUGGAUUGACUGGGGCAAUGGGAGCCGAUGAUGGCGUCGGGAUGGGAGUUGGUGCCGGUGCCGGGAUUGGUACGGGAGUUGGUGCCGGUGAUGGUGUCGGGACUAUGCUAGGAGUUGGUGCCGGUGAUGAUGUCGGGACGGGAGUUGGUGCUGGUGAUGGUGUCGGAACAGGAGUUGGUACCGGCGACGGUGUUAGGACCGGAGUCGGUGACGGUGACGGAACAGGAGUUGGUGCCGGCGACGGUGCCAGGACAAUGACUGGCGUUGGCGCGGGUGACGGUGUCGGCACAGGAGCUGGUGCUGGAGGUUCAGUCGGGGCUGAUACUGGCGGGGCUAGGCAUGGGUUAGGCAAAAGGUUUCCAUUGACAGAAGAAGCUAAGAUGAAAAGAAUUAUUGAGAAGAAUAGAGCAGGAUUUCUUUGUUUGGUUGCCAUUGUUGCCUAG
This is a messenger RNA of Oryza brachyantha (malo sina), 765 nucleotides long. Its product is annotated as glycine-rich protein 5-like. Lineage: Eukaryota; Viridiplantae; Streptophyta; Magnoliopsida; Poales; Poaceae. The coding region runs from base 1 to 765 and encodes 254 amino acids. The record is from RefSeq and is a predicted model, not a curated record. The transcript has a single exon.